Austrofundulus limnaeus is the source of this 3019-nucleotide messenger RNA. It is a transcript of the gene ggcx, whose product is annotated as gamma-glutamyl carboxylase. NCBI's taxonomy places the organism in Eukaryota, Metazoa, Chordata, Actinopteri, Cyprinodontiformes, Rivulidae. The transcript is spliced from 15 exons. Bases 190 to 2484 code for a protein of 764 amino acids. Gene Ontology annotation, biological process: peptidyl-glutamic acid carboxylation. Gene Ontology annotation, molecular function: gamma-glutamyl carboxylase activity; vitamin binding. The record is from RefSeq and is a predicted model, not a curated record.
CUCCUGAACUGUUUUCCUUUCUCCUCCUCCUCCUCCUCGCUGGCGGUCCAGACGGUCCAGACUGUGUGGAGCUGUGACACGUAAACUUUGUCCGUCAUUGCCCACGCAGGACACCUCCACCUGGGGCAGGGAGAGCAGUGAAAAGACGCCCCCUGUCCCGAAUUAAAAAAGCAACUUUUUUGUAACACCAUGGAGGCAACAGACGCUAUAGCAGGAGCUUUUGUUGGCAGUGAUGGAGAAGGAAAUGCUGCAAAAAGGGCUGCGACACCUAAAGCAGUAAAAUUACAGACUAAAAGCCGAAUGGAGCGGAUCUUUGGGUUCAAGAAGGAGGACCUGAGCUCCUGGGAAAGCCUUGUGGCCCUCCUGAACCGUCCCACUGACCCUGCUUCUCUGGGCAUCUUUCGUUGCUUGUUUGGUCUGCUGAUGGCUAUAGACGUCACACAGGAGCGGGGUCUCAGCCAUCUGGACUACAAGUAUCUGGAUGGAGCCCCCGUGUGUCGCUUCCCCCUUUUUAACUUCUUGGAGCCCCUGCCGCUGGAUUGGAUGUACAUGGUGUACCUGGUGAUGUUCCUCGGGGCUGUGGGCAUCAUGCUUGGUUGCUUCUACCGCCUCUCGUGCCUCAUGUUCAUCUCGACAUACUGGUACGUCUUCUUCCUGGAUAAAACCGCCUGGAACAACCACUCCUAUCUCUACGGCCUCAUCAGUUUUCAGCUCACACUCAUGGACGGCAACAGAUACUGGUCAGUAGAUGGACUGCGGAGGCCUUCUAUUAGAAAUGCUCACGUGCCUCUCUGGAACUAUACCCUACUGAGGACACAGAUCUUCAUAGUGUACUUCAUCGCUGGAGUAAAAAAACUGGAUGCCGACUGGGUGGAGGGAUACUCCAUGUCAUAUCUGGCUCACCACUGGCUUUUUGAUCCUUUUAAACUGAUUCUUCCUGUGGAUUUAGUCAGUCUGCUGGUCAUACACGGAGGUGGUCUCAUUCUGGACCUGACUGCUGGCUAUCUGCUGUUUUUCGACGCGACGCGGCCGAUCGCGCUUUUCUUUGUGUCGUACUUCCACUGCAUGAACUCUCAGCUUUUCAGCAUUGGGAUGUUCUCCUACACCAUGCUGUCCACCAGUUCUCUCUUCUGCUACCCGGAUUGGCCCAGAAGAUUCUUCGCCCGUUUCCCGUCUUUCCUCAGUUCGAUCCUGCCGUUUACAUCAUCAGAGCUCCAGCCCAGCACCUCCUGCGUUUACCCCGACAGCCCCAGCACCGAACGACAGGAGACGCAGAACGUCGCCAAACCCUCCAAACUGAGACUUAAACACAAGCUGGCAGCCAUUUUUACUCUUCUCUAUAUAAUCGAGCAGUUCUUCAUGCCUUACUCCCACUUCAUCACACAGGGUUACAAUAACUGGACCAAUGGUUUGUAUGGCUACUCCUGGGACAUGAUGGUCCACUCCCGCACCCAUCAGCACGUCAAGAUCACCUACAAAGAUGGGAAAACUGGGGAAGUGGGAUAUCUGAACCCGGGGGUGUUCACACACAGUCGUCGCUGGAAAGAUCACGGAGACAUGCUGAAGCAAUACGCCACGUGCCUCAGUGGUUUGUUGCCACGCUACAAUAUCUCCGAUCCCGAAAUCUACUUUGAUAUCUGGGUGUCGAUUAACGAACGCUUCCAGCAGAGAAUAUUUGACCCACGUGUGGACGUUGUGAAGGCCGAAUGGUCGCCGUUCAAACCAAACCCAUGGCUGAUGCCUCUGCUGGUGGACCUCUCACCCUGGAGAGCAAAGUUCCAGGAGAUCGAGGGCAGUUUGGACAACCAGACUGAGAUCGUCUUCAUCGCCGAUUUCCCAGGCCUCCACUUGGAAAACUUUGUGAGUGAAGAUCUGGGCAACACCAGCAUCCAUGUGUUGCAGGGGCAGGUGAACGUGGAGGUCGUGGAGGAGAAAAAGAACCACACUCUGCAGCCUGGUGAGCAGACAAAGGUUCCUGCGGGGGCGUAUCAUAAAGUGUACACCGUGUCCGACGUCCCGUCCUGCUACAUGUACGUUUACGUCAACACCACAGAGGCGGCCCUGCAGCAGAACUUCACCAAGCUGCUGGAGCUGCAGGAGCGAAUACGCAACGGAACAGAAACAGAGCCUCUCCCUCCUGAGCUGCAGCCUCUCAUGGCCGCAGACGACGACGAAAAAGCCGAGGUCAACGCGACCGACCCGGUCGUCAAGCUGUUCCUGAAGAGGCAGCGUCGAAUGAAGGAGGUGAAGAAACGCAGGGAGGCUGGCAUGGCAGAGCGCCUGGAACGCUUCACUGUUAAAAAGUACUACACAGUACGCAGGGGCUUCUUGAUGACGGCCAUCGCCGUACGGAACCUGCUGUUCGGUCUUCCUCCUCUGGAUCAGCUGAGAAGAGAAGUCGACUUCGCCAACAUGAAAGAACCGCAAACAGAAGACAACCAGGACGAGCCGCUCAAAGAUGAAGCUGGCCAUGGAGAACUUUAAAAGACAAGCUGUUGCUACAAAAGUAUCAUGUUCGUGUGUGUGUGUGGUACUACUGGACUGUUACUGAAUGGCAUCCGACUACAGAUGGAUGAAAACAUUCUUAAUUCUUAUUUAGGUCCUCUGAAAUGUUAACGUUUCAGUCAGAUCUUGUACAUUUAUGAUGGUGCUCACAGCUUUGAGGCAUUAUAUCACUUGAAGGAAGAUUUUCCUUUAGCGUGUUGAGUUGUGAGUGAUUUGUUUACAAUGAUGUGAAACAGGUGAGAGUGUGACUGAAUGAGUUGUAUCUGUCGGAUGGUUCAGAUCUGGUGAAGUGGGUUUUUUCUGACAGGUUGCAAAGAAUGAAUAUCUUACCGGUUGCAGAUAGCUCUUUGCCUCUCCAUUCAAAGAUGCAUCUAUUACAGGUAUUGUUUGUUUAUAAUCUUAUCUGGACGAUUGCUUUAAUAUUUCAGACAAUGAGAUGGUUGGCAGUGUUUCUUUAAAACAAUGGAAUACAUAAAUUAUUAUUUAAGUAUUUCAUUAAAAAAAUCAAAUCUGA